Nelumbo nucifera (sacred lotus) is the source of this 2654-nucleotide messenger RNA. RefSeq names its product microtubule-associated protein 70-1-like. NCBI's taxonomy places the organism in Eukaryota, Viridiplantae, Streptophyta, Magnoliopsida, Proteales, Nelumbonaceae. Gene Ontology annotation, biological process: cytoskeleton organization. Gene Ontology annotation, molecular function: microtubule binding. The record is from RefSeq and is a predicted model, not a curated record.
CUCUGAAAAGCUCCUGCUCUUCUUAUAUUGUCUGUUGAAGAGAAUAGGGAGAAACAAAAAAAAAAAAAAAAAACGGAACGACUAUCCCUCUCUCUCUCUCUGUAGAGGGAAACCCUUGAAGACGUCGGAAGGAAUAGAUAGUGCAAGGAAGCCCUAGAAUUGGAAGCGGAGAAGCUGAAGAUUUGGGGAUACUGUGUCAUUCGAAUGUGAGAGCGCGAGAUCCGUGAUGGCCGAUGUUACGGGCUGUGGGGAGGGUGUUUUACCGGUUACACCAGCAGCGGAGGUGAGUUGCAGCGGGAGCGGCGGCGGGGGAGGAAAUGCGCGUUCGGCGGGGAAUGAGGUAACGCUGGCGACGCCGCCAUUGACGGUUUCGGGAUCGUUUAAGGAAGGGAAGACGUCGAGGAGGCGGACGUCGGUGAGGCCGAGUUUGGACGCGGAUGAGUUCAUAAAUCUGUUGCACGGGUCGGAUCCGGUGAAGGUUGAGCUCAAUCGGUUGGAGAAUGAAGUUAGAGACAAAGAUCGAGAAUUAGGGGAAGCUCAGGCAGAGAUCAAGGCAUUGAAAUUGUCGGAACGCCUGAGAGAAAAGGCCGUUGAAGAGCUCACUGAAGAAUUGUCAAAGGUGGAGGCAAAACUCAAGCUAACUGAAUCCCUUCUAGAAAGCAAGAAUCUUGAAAUUAAGAAAAUCAAUGAUGAGAAAAAGGCUUCCAUGGCUGCUCAGUUUGCAGCAGAAGCCACCCUCCGAAGGGUCCAUGCUGCUCAAAAAGAUGAUGACAUGCCACCAAUUGAAGCCAUUCUUGCGCCACUUGAGGCUGAGCUGAAGCUUGCUCGACAGGAGGUCACUAAGCUGCAGGAUGACAAUAAGGCAUUAGAUCGCCUUACCAAAUCAAAAGAAGCAGCUUUGCUUGAAGCAGAGAGAACUGUGCAGGUUGCUCUGGCAAAGGCCUCUAUGGUAGAUGAUCUCCAAAAUAAGAACCAAGAGUUGAUGAAACAGAUUGAAAUCUGCCAGGAAGAAAAUAAGAUCUUGGACAAAAUGCAUCGCCAAAAGGUUGCAGAGGUUGAAAAGCUCAGCCAAACUGUAAGGGAGCUAGAGGAAGCUGUUCUUGCUGGUGGUGCAGCUGCAAAUGCUGUGAGGGAUUACCAACGGAAAGUCCAGGAGAUGAAUGAGGAGAGGAAAACUCUUGAUAGGGAACUGGCCCGUGCAAAGGUCACAGCAAAUAGGGUUGCAGUGGUUGUAGCAAAUGAAUGGAAAGAUGCCAAUGACAAAGUGAUGCCUGUAAAACAAUGGCUUGAAGAACGGAGGUUCUUGCAAGGGGAAAUGCAGCAACUUCGCGAUAAACUUGCCAUAACUGAACGAACUGCAAAAUCUGAAGCACAGUUGAAAGAAAAAUAUCACUUACGCCUGAAAGUACUAGAGGAGAGCUUGAGAGCACCUUCAAAUAGUGGUAGUCGCACUAGUUCAGAAGGGAGAAGUGUGAGCAAUGGGCCUUCACGUCGCCAAUCCUUGGGUGGAGCUGAUAACUUCUCAAAAUUGACCUCCAAUGGUUUUUUAUCCAAGAGAAUGCCAUCCUCUCAAUUGAGGUCUUCAAUUUCUUCUGGUACCAGUGCAUUGUUGAAGCAUGCCAAAGGAACAUCAAAGUCAUUUGAUGGAGGAACGAGAUCAUUAGACAGGGGCAAAGUUCUCUUAAAUGGAGCAGGUUGUAACUAUGCACUUAACAAAUCUUCUGAUGGAACUAACAGAGAUAGUGGGGCAGUUGGUGAUUGGAAAGGGAAUGCAGAUGAAAAGCCCAAUGAGUUUCCACCAACAGUUGAAACAGAAGAUAGUGUAUCUGGAUUAUUAUAUGACUUGUUACAGAAAGAGGUCAUUUCUUUGAGGAAAGCCUGCCAUGAAAAAGAUCAAAGCCUUAAAGACAAGGAUGAUGCAAUUGAGAUGUUAGCAAAGAAGGUAGACACAUUGACCAAAGCAAUGGAGGUGGAGGCAAAGAAGAUGAGAAGGGAAGUGGCUGCAAUGGAGAAGGAAGUAGCUGCAAUGCGUGUUGAAAAAGAACACGAUAAUAGGGCUAAACGACUUGGUAGUUCCAAGGGCUCUGUAAAUAGUUCUCAGCUGCUUCCUGGAAGAAACAUACCACGAAGUGGGCUGAUGCGCAAUAUCCAAUAAUAGUGCCGAGCCAAGCAUUAUGGAGUAGGCUUUAUUCCUGAUUCGCUCCUUUUUUUCUUUUUUAUUUUGUCUUUCAUGAUUGAUUCUAAGAUUACAACCAGCACUCCGAUGACUUUUCAAUCAUUUAGUUUGGGAGAAGAAAAAUGAAAAAUUAGUGGAGGAAGUUGGUCUGUUCUGACUUGACUGUCCCUGUACUCGCAAGUAGCAAAGGAUGUUGAAGUCUACUAACCUUUUGUCAGGUUUACAUUGAGAAACAGUGUUUGUGUGGUUGUGUAUAGGUUAUUGGGGUUUUCUUCUUUUCCUCUUAUAUUUGUAAUUUGCAGUUAGUGUGAGAUUGUUGUUGCUUCAGAGUUGUGAAUAUUCUUGUAAUCAGAUCAAGAGAUCAGAGUUUUCAUGGUUGUGUUAUUUUUCUUCCCAAUGAAUUGGUGGUAGUAAUUUUACAGGCUAUCGCUAGCUGUUGGGAAGGGUAUAUUAUAAACAAUAGCUUGUCUAUUCAUUA